AUGAGCUCCACCGAAGAGCUGGAGGGUCUGAUCAGGAGGAUCAUUGAUAGUCGAUUGAUACGCUAUAACCAUGCGACUUGCUGGCGUCCAGUUGAAUCGAAGAGCACGAUCCAAGAAAUGUGGACGGCAGAUUACAAGGAACCGAGAGCAUCGUCCGCGGCCAACUUGCCGAGCGACUCAACAACGGACAACAGACGAGGCACUGCACGUUUCCGUUCGGAGCCAGUACCUCGUUCCCUGUCAGUCUUCCCCUGGGAGCUCAACGGCCCAGGCUGCGAGUAUGUCACAGAAGGGAGCCUUCCCGUAAAAGAGCGAGAAGAAGCCAAGAUCCAGCUGACCACAUUCCGAGAUAAAUCGAAGGCGCGAAGACAUCGACUUAUGAAGACCUUGCUUGGAGAGCAGAGUAAAACAUAUGGGCCAUCAUUUCGACUCUUGGACGAUGUCGUCCUCUCUCUGCGGACCGAAGAUCUGGACGAUCCCUCCGAUGUCAAUUACGCCACAGCGUGUGCCAGUACUGACAAGUGGUUCUCCUCCUACAUUGCCAGCGGUGCUCCCAGUACAAGCGCUUUGGAGCAGUACGCUGUGCUGCUUGCCUGGCAGGAAGCGUUCUCUCAUCCCAGAGAAACGACAGAUAAAUGGGACUUUGAGACUAUUCAAGGCUUGAAAGAUCAGUAUUUCAGAGACACAGACAAGAUAUUGUCCGCUUGGGAUCUCGAAGAGUCUCAUCAAACUGGAUCGAAUGUGGUCUGA
Kockovaella imperatae is the source of this 750-nucleotide messenger RNA. RefSeq lists its product as hypothetical. The transcript is spliced from 2 exons. Bases 1 to 750 code for a protein of 249 amino acids. The record is from RefSeq and is a predicted model, not a curated record. Lineage: Eukaryota; Fungi; Basidiomycota; Tremellomycetes; Tremellales; Cuniculitremaceae.